Molecule: messenger RNA, 1303 nt
Organism: Trichosurus vulpecula (common brushtail)
Lineage: Eukaryota; Metazoa; Chordata; Mammalia; Diprotodontia; Phalangeridae
Gene: ATG10
Product: autophagy related 10
Exons: 9
Coding region: 179-955 (258 amino acids)
Biological process (GO): protein modification by small protein conjugation; protein lipidation; macroautophagy
Cellular component (GO): intracellular anatomical structure
Molecular function (GO): Atg12 transferase activity
Source: RefSeq, a predicted model, not a curated record
UCCGGCGGUGUCGGCGACCAUCGCUCUCAUUUAGGGGAAGUCUCUGCCCCUCAGGGCUGGGUAAGGGCGGUGGAGGGGACGGUGGCUUAGCCGCCGGUUCCCUGGCACGUCCCACGCCGCCCCGCCUCCGUGCCCGCUGUCCGUCUCGGCGACGGAGCGAGGGGCAGAGCGGAGCGGAAUGGCAGAAAAUGAGUUCUUAGAAGAAAAAACAUUCAAGCAGCAUUGUGCAAAAUUUAUUAAACAUUCAGAGGAAAUAGGUGAUGGAUGGGAGUGGAGAAAUUCAAAGGACUGCUCUGAUGGCUACAUGAGCAAAACACAUUUCCAGACUAGAAACAGGACUUCUGUGACUGAACAGCUCUCUCCUCAAGCUGAGGAUGUAAUACCACCACCCUUGGACUAUAAUACCACAGUCCUGGAUGUCCUUGGAAAUGGCCUUAAAGAAAAUAAAGAUGGAUUAGAGCAAGUGUUCCUGGAGGAUUUCUGUACUGGAGAUGACACAAUUGUCAAGGAUGACUUUGAGAUCUACUCUGAUGACUCUGAAGUGGUUGGGGCUGCUGCAGCAUCAGAAGUGAUUCGAUAUGAGUACCAUGUCUUGUACUCCUGCAGCUACCGAGUACCUGUGCUGUACUUUAGAGCAAGCUUUUUAGAUGGAAAGCCUUUAACACUGAAGGAGAUAUGGGAUGGUGUCCAUCAAUUCUAUAAAGAUCGUCUUCUUCAAGAGCCGUGGAGCACCAUUACACAACAGGAGCACCCAAUACUUGGACAGCCUUUCUUUGUCCUUCAUCCUUGCAAGACAAAUGAAUUCAUGACUUCUUUGUUAGAAAAUUCUGAAAAAGACAACAGGAAUAUAAACUACAUUACAUCGUGGCUUAGCAUCGUUGGGCCAGUGGUGGGGCUGAACCUCCCUUUGAGUUAUGCCAAGGCAAUGUCUCAGCACGAUGCAAAAGCAGAUUGAUCCCAGAAACAACAGGCCACAAGACAGCUGAAGACAAGAAUGCUUCUAACACCUACCUCAAAGGCUCAGGUGAUUGGAUUCACUAAAAGGGAGAAUGCAUUGCCAAGCAUCCUGCAGCCCUGAAUUUGAUGGAAGAGUCAUUUCCAUGUUCUUUUCCUCUGCUUUGACCACAUCCUUUCUUCUGGCCUUAAAGCUUUACCAUGAGACGAAUGUGAACAUUCAUUGUGAACAUGACCAAAGUCCUCUGGUAUAUAAAUUUUUUUUUAAUAUUUUAAAUAGAAAAUUGGUUUUCUAUACUUAAAAUAAUUUUCACCUUUUAUUCUAAGAAAUAAUAAAUCCCUACUUGUA